AUGCCCGAAGGCCCUCGGACGGAUCCCCAGCUCCUGGAGCUCGCUGGAUCUGUGUCACGGGCCCGCUUUGCCAGUCCUCCGGCGGACGACGCCCGCGCACCAGGCUCCGUCGUCGGAAUUCAGCGUCCGCGCACGCACUCGGCCAUUCACAGCUCCAUUUGCAACGCUCGGGUUACGCCCUCCGCUUCCCUCGCUAGGCCUGCGGACGGGUAG
This is a messenger RNA of Trametes versicolor FP-101664 SS1, 213 nucleotides long. RefSeq lists its product as uncharacterized. Bases 1 to 213 code for a protein of 70 amino acids. The record is from RefSeq and is a predicted model, not a curated record. The transcript is spliced from 2 exons. NCBI's taxonomy places the organism in Eukaryota, Fungi, Basidiomycota, Agaricomycetes, Polyporales, Polyporaceae.